Nanorana parkeri is the source of this 3981-nucleotide messenger RNA. It is a transcript of the gene ROBO4, whose product is annotated as roundabout guidance receptor 4. Gene Ontology annotation, biological process: cell-cell adhesion. NCBI's taxonomy places the organism in Eukaryota, Metazoa, Chordata, Amphibia, Anura, Dicroglossidae. Gene Ontology annotation, molecular function: protein binding. The record is from RefSeq and is a predicted model, not a curated record. The transcript has 22 exons. Bases 19 to 3912 code for a protein of 1297 amino acids.
CGGCUGUUUUUCAGAAGAAUGUUUUUGAUGGUUCUCUUUGUGAGCUGCGUCUUCCUGCCGCUAGGAUGGGGUACGCAGGUGAACUAUUGCCAUUGCGGCCAAGCCUUGAAGGCUGGUGGACACGACCUAUUGACUUCCCGACGUCACCCAAGGCACCUCCACCACCACCGACCCAAGAGAAGACACCGCGUGAGAGGUCCGAAGUCACGCUUGAAUGAAUUUGCCCCCCGUAUUAUUGAACAUCCUUCGGACACAGUGGUACGUCGGGACCAGCCGGUAACCAUGAACUGCCGAGCCGAAGGGAACCCAGAGCCCUCGAUCGAAUGGUACCACAACGGACUGAAAGUGAACUUCUCGAACUUUCAUGGCUCCCUGAUCCACGAUGGGUCCAUAUUCUUCUACCAGAUUAAAGGAAAAUCUAAUGAAGGGAUUUACGCCUGCCUGGCUCAGAACCUCCUGGGGGUGGCCAUCAGCAGGAACGCCUCGCUCACUAUAGCUGGAGAUAAGGACUCCAAUAAUAAGGACUUUGAGGAUAAUAAGGACUCCAAUAAUAAGGACUAUGAGGAUAAUAAUGACUCCAAUAAUAAGGAGUAUGAGGAUAAUAAUGACUCCAAUAAUAAGGACUAUGAGGAUAAUAAGGACUCCAAUAAUAAGGACUAUGAGGGUGAACUACAAUCAGAUGAGAAGGAAUUGACAGAUGUGCCCGGAAUAAACGUCCAAUCAUCUAGUGACCCGAUUGAACGGGAUAAGUCGGGAGCAGCCAAUACCGAGAAAGCUAAAAUGACCUCUCCGAAUAAUCUGCAUCAGCUCUUCAUCACUAUGCAUAGAAGCUGCUGUACAGACGCGGGGCUGAACAGGCUCGUCCAGGUGCUGAGCCUGCGCAGGAAACAGGAAGUUACAUGUCUGCCAGAGUCUGCACACCAGUCAAUCACUCUUCCUUCGCAGGUGUCUGCUGGUAAGCUGUCCAUUGGCCGGACGCAGAGGUCAGAUUCGGGGGUCUAUGUCUGCAUCGCCGCCAAUCACGCCGGUGAGAAGACAAGUCGUCCUGCUCAGAUCACAGUGCUGGAGCCACUUCUGUUCACCAACAAGCCCGCUGACGUGGUCACCAAGGCUGGCAGCACUGUGCAGUUUUUAUGUGGAGCCCAAGGAGUUCCCAGACCCGUCAUACAAUGGAGCAAAGAGCAGGGGGCGCUCCCUACUGGCCGGUACGCCAUCACCAAUGAGAACACGCUGAGUCUGCAGCGGGUGACCGUCCAGGAUUCGGGGAAGUAUAUCUGCACCGCCAGGAACCAGGUGGACACGGUGUCAGUCAAUGCCCAGCUGGUGGUGGAAGAUCCUCUGGAUACGGGUCAGACGGACAGACAGAAGGACGUCCUCCAAGAACUGGCGGCUGUGCGCGUCUAUCUGGACUCGGUGACCGUGCAGAACUCUUCAUCCGUGCAGCUUCAGUGGAAGGCGUCGUUCCUGUCACAGAACACCGAAGGUUACGUCGUAUUUUAUCGCCCUCAUCUGCCCCCGAAUUCUGAAUGGAUAAAAUGGCGCUCGGUCCCACUAACGGAAAACAGCGCCACCAUCCCAUCCCUGGGUAGAGGACAGAGGUACGAGUUCAAAGUACGGCCGUACGGGCGGGGAACCUUCGGCACCGACAGCAACGUCAAACACGUCCAGAUCCCCGAAGGAGCCUCCCCCCUUGCUGGACGUCACUGCGGCAGUGGCUCGCUCUGGCCGUAUCCUAGCAACGAGCAGACGUCGGGGGUGGGUCUACGGCCUCCGGCGCAUGCGCAGUCCGCUGUGGAAUCCCGAUGGGGAUCGCACACACACCGCUCUCUACGUUACAUUGGUGGCCAUGGCAACCGGGGACGCUGCAAGAUCGGCACCAGACCAUUAUUAGUAUCUGCUCAUUGGAACGACAUUGUAUUUCAGAUUUGGUGCUUCGGAAACGAGACCCUUCACCAAGCCAACUGGACCGUAGACCCAGAGACCCGGCGCCUGGAGAUCGCCAUGUUACCUGCCGGGGUCACCUACCAGAUCCAAGUAGCCGCCAUCUAUGACGUCGGUGUUGGCAGGCCGAGCCAACCAAAAUACAUCUUCAUAGAUUCCCCUGAAGUGGAGGAAGAGACGGCGAGCGAUCAGAUUCCUCUGGAUCUCAUCCUGCAGGUUAUAAAACAUCCGGCUUUUAUCGCCACAGUGGGCGGCACCGUGUGGAUCAUCCUAAUGGUGGCCGUGGUUUACCUGUGUCAGCGUCACGCCAAGCCUUACAGCUCCAAGAAGCACAGCGGUGAGCGUUUGUACCGGUUUGCAAGCGAGGACACUAUCAUCAAACACAGGAUGGACACCAGCGACUCGCCGUGGCUCUCAAACACGUGGAAAUCGGCUUCGUGUUCGAGGAACUACAGCAGCACGACCAGCGUGAACAGCCAGUUACUGUGGAUGGAGAGCAAAGACGCCUCCGACUUCCACAAAUCCACCAUUUCGUUUGAACGCAAAAGCGACACCAGCCGCAGCCAGAUAAUCCCACUGGUGCCCGACACCGGCAGCAUGUAUGGAGCUUUGUACGUGGAUCUCCCUGGAAAGGAAAUGACCACCUUCCAGUGCCCCCUGCCCACCAGACUGCCCGGAAUGGGGAUCAGGGUGAAAUCGACCACGUCCCCUGGACUGCUCGACCACAGCCUAUUCCCACGUUGUUCUAAUCCUGGCAGUGCCAGCAACCUGACACAUGGUGGAUCCAGAAACAGGAUCCCGCGCAAGCCCGUUCUCCCCGUACCACCCAGCGUGGCCCUAAAAGAACCCUGGAGCCAGAACUGCAAAAGAGAGCUUCACCACGUGAACAGCGCUCCCCUGUCCCCAUGCAGUCAGGCGGCCGAUCAGAGCGGCAGCGUUCCCAGUGUGAAGAGUCUGGACGGAGCCCCAUCAGGAAAAGUGGAAUACGCUAAAGUUAUGAAGACUUUGAGUUCUCCGAAAAUUCUGCAGUACACGACUUCUCUGAAAUUCAUGGACUUCCUACCCUACACCCUGUCUCUGCCACCGCCCCCUGUCCCUCCACCAGAUGAGGAGUCAGCCCCGGAGACCCAGGCUAAAAUAAUCCCUGGACGCUCCUCUUAUUCCAAAACGAAACAAGACAACAAUCAUAAACAGCCAAACAUUGCUAGGAAAAAGACUCCGCCAGAUUCCCUGCACUUCAGCCAUACGGCGCCCAUCACCUUGUCAGUCAGUGAUGAUCAUGUGCUCACUCCGGAUGACGUCGCCCAUUACCUGGAACUUAGCGAAAGAGGAGACAAAUCCAGGCAUCCCUCCGACAGCGACUCGACCCUCCCGAGGCCCUUCUCCACCUCCAACACCUAUGGCUAUAUCUGCAGCCCCUUGCCCUCCGAGCUGACGGAAGAAGCGGAGGCGGCGGAUGAGGAUGACGACGACCUGGAGCUGGCAGAGGUCAGCUCGUUAAAGUCGUACCGCAAGUAUUGUGAGACGCCUACGUCCAGCAUCAGCGACUACGAGAGCUCCAUGGCCGGCUCGCUGGUCAACGGCUGGGGGUCCGUGUCCGAGGACAACUACACCAGCGCCCGGUGCAGCAUGGUCAGCUCCUCCGACGGCUCUUUCCUCAUGGACGCCAGCUUUGCCAAGGCUCUGGCUGUGGCCGUGGACAGUUUCUGCCUGGGAAUGACGCAGUCGGAGGCCACAGACAGACUCCGUUUUUACGCAGAUUUCUCACCAUCUGCGUCCCCAUUGGAUGGAGCGCUAGCUCCGCAGAACCAGGGCGAUGGCACUGAUCAGAAUAGGAAGGCUAAAGUGAAUCCACUGCCAGUUCUAGAUUGGAACAUUGAUUGGAUGGAUGAAAUGGAGGCCAAGUACAACCAGAGGAGUCAGACCAGAGCUAUGUACCCCUUCAGUAAAAAGAUGGAACAAUUUAAAUAAUAGUUUUCGGUCCCUCGAGAAAGAUCAGCUGGUCGGCAAGUCUCGUGAUCACAGAUUCCAGUUCACCGC